AUGUUACGAAUUAAGAAUAAUUGGAAAAUUAUUUGAUUCUGUGAAUUUGGGUUAAUAUUGCAGAGAGAGUAAUGCCCUCUAUCGUAAAUGCUAGCAAUUUAGCAUUGAGAUGAGCUUUAUUUAUUUACUAUCAGAAGCAAACUUUUCUAUAAUAUAAUUAUUAGUACAUAGCUUUUUUCUCCUAUUAUAAACAUUAAUUCUGUUGUAAAAGGUAGGAGCAGCUAUGUCUAAUGAGGAGCGUUUGAGGAAGUUAUUAUCUGACUUAGGUAAAGCUACAUUACGUGGAAUUCGUAAAUGCCCAAAAUGUGGAACUUAUAAUGGAUCUCGUGGUUUGUGUUGUAAAAACAAAUAUUGUGAUGCUGUAUUUAAGGAACCUGGUGAAAAAAGGAAACUAUCAACAGAAGCAUGUAAGCUUAUUACAGGCACAACUGCUCAAGUUUUUUCUGUUAGAGUACGUGAUAAAGGCCCAGACUAUCGUGGAUUUGUUCAAUUACCACUGAUAAAUGCCACAAUUUCUAAUGAAAUGAUAACACUUAUUUCACAAUCCACUGCGUUAUGUUUUGUUGAUAGUUGUGAAAGAAGUUUUGAUACUAGUGUUCUUAAAUGUCAUGAAAAGAAUUCGUCCGAUACGCCUGUCUCUGCAUGUCAACAUAUACAGGCUGCCUUAAGAUGCUAUGCAGAGGCACAGCCAUUAACUUUAAGGAACUCUAUUCUAUCAUCUUUAAAUGUAAAUAAUGAAAUGAAACAAGAAAUUUGGUUACUUGCUACUGAAACUUCAGGGCCUUUAGUACAACGAGUGUCCAAAAAUAUAAUGGCAGUCAAAUGCAAAGCUUCACCAAAACAUCCAUUAGGUUACCUUCAUUUUUCUCUCUUUGUUACAAAAUUGAAAGAUAGAAUUGAACAUCGUUAUUUUUGUUCUUGUUCCACAUUUAAAGGCAUAGGGAAAACAACAGGAGAUAAACCAGAUGUGGCACAGUCCUCUCAGAAUAAGCGUUGUGUACAUUUUUAUGCUUGUAUUUGUGCAUUUGCUAGCGAUACAAAAUUAUCAGAAGAAUUUAGUUAUUAUAUUAACUUAGAUCAGAAUGAUUUAAGUGUAUCGAAACCACUAACAACAGUGUUACAAAACGAUGAACAAGAUAAAAUAGUAGGCAUUGAUCUUGAUGGUUUAACAACGGAUGAUACAGAUACACAUCUUUUAAUAUUUCGAGAUGACACUUUAACAGUUCAAAGCUUAGAUGGAAAUAGAUUAGAUUUGGAUUCAAUGAAUUUAGAAUCUACAAUUCUACCACAUAGUAUUGUUGAAAAUAUUGGAGUAGAAUGUGAUCGUACCUUAUUAGAAGAUAAUAAUAUGGUAUCACAAGUGAAUAAUUUAGAAGUAAUUAAUGAAAAUGGUGUACAACUUGGUGGAAAUACCGUUAAGAUAAUGGAUGAUCAGACAAGCAUGGAUUCUAAAUAUAAUGUGCUUAAUAAUAGCCAAUAUAUAUUAAAUGAUAAUAUAAAGAUAUUAAAUACUGGAACAUUGAAAGUUCUUGAUACAAAUGCUAUUUUAGAUGUAAAUAACAUGAAAAUAAUUGAUACUAAUACUGUUUCAAAUACUACUGGUGUAAAAAUAGUAGAUAAAAACAUGUUAGUACAAUAUGAUACUGGCAGUAUAUCAAAUACGGAAAGUAAUAGUAUAACACAGCCAAUUUCAACAAAGCGAAAAAGAGAUGAUAAACCAACAAGCACAAACACCACAAGUCUGAAUAAUUUAAGUUCAAUAGAACCAAGAAAAGCUAAAACAAAAUUACAUAUUGUUAAGAAGUAUCAAAAUCCUUGUGAAGAUUUGGAUGAAGCUAAUAUACAUUUACCUUUCAUUAAAUGGCUUGCAUCGAUAACAGAAAGAAUAAAUCAAACUAUGCAUUUUCAAUUCGAUGGAAAACCAGAUCCUUUAGUAUUUCAUGUACCACAAAUAUUUUUUGAUUGUUUACGAGAAAGGAUAUCAUGUGGUGGCAAAAAGAAACGUUUGCCAAAUUCAACAACGGCAUUUGUUAGAAAAGAUGGUGUACCGUUAGGUACAUUUACCAAAUAUACGUGGCAAAUUACUAAUAUUUUACAUGUCAAAAGUAUUUUUGAGACGCCUCUUAUACCUUUGGAAAUCACAAGAAGUUUUGUUCAAAAUGCAGAUGGUACAUAUGAAUUGUAUAAAAGAGAAGAAACGGAAAUAGAUAGAUACAAAAAAACCAAUAAUAACGCAUUAAUUAAACCCUUAGAAUUAAAAACGUAUUUGAAAGUUGGAAAUACUUCUCCAAAUCAAGUUGAACCAACACCAUUUUUGAUAGAAUGGAUACCAGAUAUUUUACCAAUAUCAAAAAUUGGUGAACUUAGAAUUAGAUUUGAAUUUGGUCAUGUAAAAAAUGAGACAAACCAUAGAUGGAGGAAAAUAGCCCUACUAAAAAAUUAUUAAAUUUUGUAUAUUUGUAUUUAUACUAUCAAAUUUUCACUUUCCUAUCAUUGAUCAAAUAAGAUACAAGAUCUUUUGAGAAAAUGUUAUCACUGGACAAAAACAAACUAAAAAUCAUUUCAUAAAUAAUUUGCUAUAUUUUGAAUACUAAAUAAUUUAGCAUAUAAAAUUUUUGUUAAAAGAUGGCAAUGAAAAAAAUGCUUUAAACAAUGUGAUUGCAUCACAUUACACUUUUUUAUUACUUUACAUGUGAUUAAAUGUGAUUAAAGAACCUGUAAGCAAUUUUUGUUUGGAAAUAGUUUCUAAAUUAAUUUUAAAGAAUUAAAGACUGAUCUUAUUUUAUUGUAUCUUUUUAUAAAGGUAAACAUUAGAGAAAUAAAGAUUUCUUAUAGAAUAAAUGAUUCAUAUUUUCAUGAUAUGAUUAUAUCAUAUCGCAUUGCAAAAUCAGUAUCUUCUGUGCAUUGAUGAAUACAUGAUACAAUAUAUUUGUUAAUUAAUUUAUUGGACGUAAAUAUAGCAAAGAUUAUGUUAUUAUUAUUGUCAACAGUGUGCUAAAUUAUUAUUGUAUAAGAAUGUGAUAUAUUGUAAAUAUAUACUUUAGAUCGAAUGCUGUUAUGUAAGAGCCAAAACGUAUUUACAUUAUUUAACGAAACUUCCUUUGUUUGAAUCUUAAAAUAAAUUAUGUAUCUAAAAUA
Bombus terrestris (buff-tailed bumblebee) is the source of this 3138-nucleotide messenger RNA. RefSeq lists its product as uncharacterized. The transcript is spliced from 7 exons. NCBI's taxonomy places the organism in Eukaryota, Metazoa, Arthropoda, Insecta, Hymenoptera, Apidae. Gene Ontology annotation, cellular component: nucleus. The coding region runs from base 224 to 2446 and encodes 740 amino acids. The record is from RefSeq and is a predicted model, not a curated record.